Rubroshorea leprosula is the source of this 430-nucleotide messenger RNA. NCBI's taxonomy places the organism in Eukaryota, Viridiplantae, Streptophyta, Magnoliopsida, Malvales, Dipterocarpaceae. The record is from the annotation of a GenBank genome assembly.
GUGGAACUCAUUAAAAAUCCACUAACUUUGUCUAGAAGUAUAUACAUGGUUCAAAAUAGGACUUAAACUUAUUUCAUGAAUCCUAAAUUUGCUGGUACCAAACGGAGGAAAAACAGGGAAAGAAGGAGGUUCCGCAACCCAGAAACAGCAGCAAGUUUAAGAAGGCUUUGGGAGGAGUUUUUGUUAACUUAAGGCUGCAGGAAGGUAGAAAUUAACUACAGGCAGCAUACACAUUUUGGGAGCCUAGGAAACAUCUGUUAAUCCAAGUGCAGGCCUAGAGCCAACCUUGGUAAGACAAAUUUGAACUCUGCCCAAAACCUAGACUUGGCUCACUGUUUGAUCUAAAAAGCUAUGUACUAUAUGUAAAGAAACAGCAAGUGCUGCUGUAAGUGAAACUAUGGGUUUUUGUACCGUGCAGUUUGUACAUAGA